AUGAUUUAGUAAUACAAACCGGUGCGUUCAUGUUUAGAUCCUGAUUUUAUUUUUAGUGUUUUUAUUUUUUUUUUACGUGAAGUCCGAAAUUUGAGUGAUAAAGCGAAGCUGGACGAAAUAGAAGCUAUGUAUAAAAUAAGGCAAGAAAGUAAGUCAAAAAUAUUGUUUUUGCUUUAUUUACAUUCCAUGCUUAAUUUGAAAAUAUACGCAGUUUCUUUCCGGUAUUGUAUCCGACCGCUAGCUUUAGACGGCUAAUGACAGGCUAAGUCAGUGGGAUCCAUUUGCUGCGGUGAUAAGCGUUAAAAUCACCUCGACCUCAGGCAGGGAUUCCUUCAUUUCUCAACGACUGCAGCAGUGUGAACCAUCUUGUUGGCCAAACCCUGGAUGUCAGGUGAACAUCAAUCAGCUUCAUGGAGUGAAGGACUUCAGUUGUUAUCUGUGAGACCAGAUGACCAGGGGACUCCGCCAUGAAACCUGUGACCUAUCAAGGCAUACCGUCGUCUGUGAAUGGUGUCUAUCCGAACGUGGCGCUGGAGCGUCUGUUGGGCACCUCGAAGGUGAUGUACUGUGAGAAAUGUGGAUUUGCAUCCACAGACCCUGUGGCGUUUAAUAAGCACAUGAUCGAGCACGGAACGAGGUUUUGCUGUUUUUAUUGCAACGCCAUGUUCUUCAGUGAGGCAGAGCUGAAUGAGCACUUGAAGCAGCACACGUCAAAGUACUCAUUUAAAUGUCCCCACUGUGGACAGGGCUACAUGAGGAGGUUGUGCCUGGUGAAGCACAUUGAACGUUUGCAUAGUAACAGCAUAAACCAAGGACCUACUAAGCCUGGCAUGACAAAAACUCCACCCGUCACUGUCUCCAGUGCCUUAACUAGUGUGCCCACUGCUGAUCCGCUGCUGCCGCCACCUCCUCGACCUGUCGUCCGGGUGGCUUUGCCGACCACAACUGCAUCUGCUACCAGAUUGGGGAAAACACUGGAUAUAAACAUGGCCAACACCACUAAUGGAAACACAGAACGUGUGUCCCAUUUGAACGGUCUCAUUCAGCCCAAUAGGGCCCUUACAGUGUCUCUGCCAGAGGAAGUGAACAUUCCUGCUGGCUGCUUGGUGGAACUUGUUGAGGUGAAAACUGUUAACGGGACUAAGGAGCUGAAACUGAGGCUCAUCUCGCAACAAGAAAAUGAGUCGGUGAUAAAGAACUCAAAGCCCGCACCUCCUCAAAAUACUGGUCCGGAGAAGCCCUUGUCGACCACUCUACUUCACCCGAACACAGUGAAGUCAGUAAGCGGUGGGAUGUGCACAGGCAGCAGGAAGCAGAGCGAAACAAAAACGAUGACAAGCGUUGCUGCGAAGAUUGCCAGCAAUUCAACCAAUGUGGUGAAUAAAGAAAAGGCUGGGCUGAAGAGGCCUUCGAUGGAAAUAAUCAACCUGGAUUGUGACACAGUCCUCUCAAGCAAAGUUCUCAAAACCAUUCCCACUCCUGUGCGGGAAGUUAAUAGCGGGAUUAGAGUUACACAGGCGUCACCCGUGAACCAUGUCUCUUCCUCUUCAGGCGUCAUAUCUGGUAGAGUUCCUAUCAGGCUGAGUGCUGCUCUGCAUCCAGGCAGCAUGGUUGCCAAAGUUCCUCAGAGGGUUGCAGAUGAGAGGAACAAUGCAACUGUGGAUCUUUCGAAGAGUGUUCCACCCAGGAGGGUGUCUGACACGAACGAUGUUAAAGAAGUGUCAGCAUCUGUGAAGCUGGGAGCCAGGGAAAUCCGCCUCAAGAGCAACGCUGCUACUAAAGAAGACAAAGAUGUAGUGUGCUUGGAUCAGAAAAGCACGCCAGCCUCUAAGUCUUUAAGGGCUCCUGUACCACAAGCCUUUCAAGUGAGACCUACAGCUGUUUCGGUCAGUAAAGACAAUCUUGCAAAUCAGACUUUUCCAGUGCCAAGAAGUCUGAUGAAACCCUCAUCAAUAAAACCCCCUGUUUUAUUCGAUCACACAAAUCCUAAAGUAUCAACAUGUACCCAGGAGGUCAGAACUAACAGCAUAGCAAAAGAUGGCCAUGUCUCAGAGCCUCGGAGCUUUCCUGUCAUCUCCUCUGUGUUUUCAUUAAGCGAGCAGCCAGAGGAAGGCAAAGGUCCAAUUCAGCCACUGGUUAUGGCUCUGAGAGGGAUAGUGAUGGCUAAAAAACACAACACAAGUCAAGACCAGAUCAGAAACAGCACAGAGGAACGGCGUAAGACACCACCAUCAGGCCAGUGGAUCCAGCUGACUGCAAAAAAUGGGGCCGUCACCCGUGAUGUGUUACUCGCCGAGAAGGCAACUGAGUGUGUAAAAAUAGAGGAGCAGGAUAACGUGCAGCUACCAGCAUUGACACAAAAAGGCAUUCAUAUCAAGAAGGAAGAAAGUGGAACAAAAACAAGAGACGCUGACAAGUGCAGUUUUAAUCCUGCGUUAAAGUCUUCCACAUGUGAAGAUUCUACACCUGCUUCAGCAGUGGAGACACCCAACGCUGUAGAUCCCCUACAGCAAACAGACAAAAGCAAGGAGGACGAAUCCUCCAAGUUCUUGACCAUCUCUCUGAAACGGGUUCAGGUUGGCAUCUGGAAAAAAAGCAAGAAAGGUCUUAAGCUUCGAAUAUCCAGAGACAAGCCUCUGCUACCCGCGGGUGGCCUCGAUGACUGUACAGUUAUAUAUCCCAUGCCGCUGAGGAAGGACCAGCCGGUGAAGUGGCCCAGUCCGAACCAGCCGGUGGUGGUACUUAAUCAUCCGAAGCCCCGGGCUUGUGUGCAGAGAACAAGGGCGGAUUCAUUUACAGACACGGGAGCCUCUGAUGCGACUCCAAAGUGCCAAAUUUUAAAAAUGAGACUAAGCAAAGGGAUCGGACAGAGCUAUGAAGUGAUGGGAUGCACUGUUAGAGACUUUCCCUGAAUGUAGUGUUCCAACUAUGGACAGGAGUGUACAUUUAUUAUAAAAGACGUAGUGUUAUCUUUGAAAUCUCAAAAAAUAUUAAGGCAGUUAUUUUCUUAAUGCAAAAAAUGUGGACAUCAAUGUUGUAUGUAUUAUACUGAAUAUUCAAGUGCAUUGCAGGUUAAUGCUUUUAUGCCCAGAAUCUCGACUGUAGAUUCCAUGGACUAAUAGAGUUUAAGUACUGUUCAAUAAACCCGAAGGUCCGUUCAAAGUAUUAUUGCAUGUAUUUUAUUUAAAACUGUUUUUUUUUGGUUUUUUUUUUAUCAGUGACUUUCAUCAUCAACCAGUCAUGCAGCAACAUGAAAAGGGUUAAAUUACAAGGGUCCAUGUUACAUUUCACACAGACAAUUUUUGAUGCAAGUGUAAUAUUAAGCAAGACAAUAAAACUUCAAUGCAAAUAUUCAGAUGAGGAGUCAAGUUCUAAAUAUAUCUAAAUUUUUUUUCACCGAACAUUUUUGAAAUUGCUGAUACAAGUAUUUGUGAAUUUUGUCCAAAAAGUCAACACUAUCACAGCCCAAAAACGACAGGUUCUUACUGUUCAGACACUACACGGCAACCUCUGUAUUUGGGAAAUAUUCUUAGACUAAGCUGUGCUUUUCUGGUCCUCGGUCACUGGUGAGUUCAUCAAAUGAACGGCAUCAAGGAGAGCCGCUGCUGUAAGGUGUGAAAAAUGACAUUUAAACAUCGACUCCGCUGUGUGUUCUUUUUAAUGCAUGUUUGGUUAAGUUAAUCAUCACUGGGUGGAAGCGUUUGAGAGUUAUUCUUAAACUUAUCUGAAGUGUGAUGAGAAAUGUAAAAGUUGUGUUUUCUAACUUAAGUGUUUACUACUUUGGCGUCCUUUCAGUGAUGGUAGCAUUUUGGAUGUAGCCAGAUGACAGAAGGUGAAAAAAAGGCUUCACGACUGGAGGGAAUAGUCGAAAUUUAGACUAAACAGGUUGGAGGUAGAUAUAGUAGAAAUGAACUGAAUGGCUGCAUUUUUUCUAAACUAGCAGGUUAAAAGUCUCAAUCACCGUGCAUUACUUUAUCUUACCAUGUGUAAAUUACUGUAAAAACAUUUGAUUUUUGUUGAAGCUAUACAUGUAAUCGACACUUUCUUGAAUAAAUUCUGCUUUUCAUUUGCAUUUCUGUUCUAAACUGAACCUCUGCUUUAAGUUUCACAUUUUAUCUGAUGCCUGCAAAGUAAAAGCAUCAGAAAGAAACAGAUUUACUGUAUGAGAAAGAAAUAAAACUGGAGGUUUCUUUUUUUUACAUUUUCCCAUCUUGAUGAUACUAAAUGUAAUUAUUUUUGGGCACCCCAAACCUGUUUUGUGUGUAUAUAUUUUUUGUAAGUUUGAACUUGCGGGAUCAUUUAACCUGAUCAUUUUCAGACUGUUUGUCUUCUUAUGGCAGCACUACAACACUUGUAUGUCCCUGUUAGUCAUGUAAUCAUGUCCUAUAAAGUGCUGGACCUACGAUUACAUUCAUAGCUUUUGGUUGCCUACAGACGUUAUCGUUUACGGACAUCUUCUAUUUUCCUUUUUGCUCAUGCUUUUGUAAAUAGACUUAAAUAUACAAAUCCUAUAGGAUAGGAUAUAUAUAUAUAUAUAUAUAAUCCUAUAGUGUCUUAUAUUAUCUUAUAUAUGAAGCAAAACAUGGUGUUCAUACUUGAUAGAGAAUGGCCACCACCUCAUAUUCUUCCUUACGCUGCAGUUUCUGAAGCUGCUGUGCAGUCACCAUUAUAAAUUAUUUCAAAGUGUCGGAACAUCACUGCUUAUUUGUGCUAGAGUUAGUCAUCAUGUAGUCCAAGGGUGUUUCUGGUUUUAAUACAUGCUCAGUGUUCAUUAUCUUUGUGUUCCAUGCUUUUAUAACAAUUGUGUAACUCCACUUUUUCUAAUAAAAACGGGGGAAAUAUAUCAAUAA
Girardinichthys multiradiatus is the source of this 4850-nucleotide messenger RNA. RefSeq lists its product as uncharacterized. The record is from RefSeq and is a predicted model, not a curated record. Gene Ontology annotation, molecular function: DNA-binding transcription factor activity, RNA polymerase II-specific; RNA polymerase II cis-regulatory region sequence-specific DNA binding. The transcript has 2 exons. Lineage: Eukaryota; Metazoa; Chordata; Actinopteri; Cyprinodontiformes; Goodeidae. Bases 468 to 2912 code for a protein of 814 amino acids. Gene Ontology annotation, biological process: regulation of DNA-templated transcription.